GAAGAAGAUCGGUAGAUUGAGUGGCUAGAGAGGUCGGAGGUAAGUGGCUGUAGAAGUCGGGCGGACCCGGAACCCAGAGGACGCGACACCAUGACUUAUGCUUAUCUCUUCAAGUAUAUCAUCAUCGGAGACACAGGUGUGGGGAAGUCAUGCCUCCUGCUCCAGUUUACAGAUAAGCGGUUCCAGCCUGUCCACGACCUCACAAUAGGUGUGGAGUUUGGAGCUCGUAUGGUCAACAUUGAUGGAAAACAAAUCAAACUGCAAAUCUGGGAUACGGCUGGGCAAGAAUCCUUCCGUUCUAUCACCCGUUCCUACUACAGGGGAGCAGCUGGAGCACUGCUGGUGUACGACAUUACAAGGCGUGAAACCUUCAACCACCUGACCUCAUGGUUAGAGGAUGCCCGGCAGCACUCUAGUUCCAACAUGGUUAUCAUGCUCAUUGGGAAUAAGAGCGACCUAGAGUCCCGCAGGGAUGUGAAGAGAGAAGAAGGAGAGGCCUUUGCUAGGGAGCAUGGACUUAUAUUCAUGGAAACUUCAGCCAAAACAGCCUGCAAUGUUGAAGAGGCCUUCAUUAACACAGCCAAAGAAAUAUAUAGGAAGAUCCAGCAGGGUUUAUUUGAUGUCCACAAUGAGGCAAAUGGCAUCAAGAUUGGGCCCCAACAGUCAAUUUCAACAUCAGUGGGACCCAGUGCCUCCCAGCGGAACUCUCGUGACAUAGGGUCCAACUCUGGCUGCUGCUGAACAUCUGGCUUGAACUUUUUUUGUCCUUCCUGGAAUAGCUUCAGAUCAAUAGGCUUAAUGAAAGAGGUCUUUCUUGCUUUGGCUGAGAGCAGCCUCUUUUUAAAGUAUGAUGUUUUGCCUUUCCACCUAAAGACCAGGAGAGAAUUUGGGCCCUUACUGACCUGUCCUCCUUCAGGGACAUGAGCAUUCCCUAUAGAUUAGGGUUCUUCUUAUCCUCCUAUACAAAUUUCUUAAAUUGUUAGGAUCAAAGUUGAUUAUCACAGUAGUUAAAAAAUAAUUUCAUGGCGGGGCGCCAUGGCUCAUGCCUGUAAUCCUAGCACUUUGGGAGGCCAAGGUGGGCAGAUCACCUGAGGUCAAGAGUUCGAGACCAGCCUGACCAACUUGGAGAAACGCCAUCUCAACUGAAAAUACAAAAUUAGCUGGGUGUGGUGGUGCAUGCCUGUAAUCCCAGGUACUCGGGAGGCCAAGGCAGGAGAAUCGCUUGAACCCAGGAGGUGAAGGUUACGCUAAGCCAAGAUCACGCCAUUGCACUGCAGCCUGGGCAACGAGCAAAACUCUGUCUCAAAUAAAUAAAUAAUUUUUUUUUCUUUUCUUUUUUUUUUUUUUUUUUUUUGGGAUGGAGUCUCACUCUGUCUCCAGGCUGGAGUGCAGUGGCAUGAUCUUGGCUCACUGCAACUCCACUUUCCAGGUUCAAGCAGUUCUCCUGCCUCAACCUCCCGAGUAGCUGGGACUACAGGCAUGUGCCACCACACCUGGCUCAUUUUUGUAUUUUUAGUAGAGACAGGGUUUCACCAUGUUGGCCAGGAUGGUCUUGAUCUCUUGACCUCGUGAUCCGCCCGGCUUGGCCUCCCAAAGUGCUGGAUUACAGGCGUGAGCCACCGUGCCUGGCCUAAAUAAAUAAUUUUGUAAGCACAUACAAUCCACUUCCCACUAAGAAUUAGGGUCAAAGACAUUCUGCUUGAACACUUGCAAUUACCUAGAUCUAGUUGGCCUUUGGUUGAUAGAUCCUCUGCCUCAGAAUUUCAUUGAGUUUUUUUCUUCCUUGCCUUUGGGUGUCUGCUUGCCACUUCCUAAGAAUUCUUGUAGAAGGCAGUUUCCUCUACUUGCCCAAGAGCACUGAGUACUACUUCUCUACUAUCCUAUUAUUAGCUUCUAUCUCUUAGUGUAACUUCAAAACUUUUAAGAGCAGUGAAGUUGGUCAGGGACAUGUGGCCACUUAUUAUUACCUAAAGAAAACAUUUGUUCCCUGUUCAUUUUAUUUUAGGGGCCAGAUCUAACAUUGUAGUGUCUUUCACCAGAUAGACUUCUACUGUUUCAUCAAACUCCCUUCUUAACUAGACCUAGACUUUCUACUCCAAUCAGGCUAAUCUACUUACUGAAUGUGACACAUUUAUUCCUAGUUCCAUACCUUUGCACAUGCCCUACUCUCCACUAAUUAUACUUAAAAGUCCCAAAAUUUUUUCUUUAGUAACAGACUUAGGUACUGCUAAGCAAUUAUUAACACAAUAUUCCUUAGUUUUCAUAUGUUGGUUAUUCAUAUGUCUAUUUAUAUGUAUAUUUAUUUUUAUGUAUGUUACUAUGUAAAUACGGUUUGCAGUUGUUUUUGUGUGGAAUCUUGUCUUUCCGUAUAAGUUGUAAGCUCCUUGAGAGCAGGAUCCAUGUCAUUCCUUUAUUUUUAUAAAUUAUUCCCCCUAUCAUUCCUUUACAGUGCCUAGUGCUACUCAUUAUGUGUUCAUUGAAUUUGACUGACGUAGUUAAAAACUUAAGGUUUAUUUUAGACUUUCAAGGAAACAAAAGACUUUAGAGUCCUCUCUUUGUAAUUCUGCCCCUCUCAUUUGUUUACCCUGGGUUUUAUACUGUUCUUUUCCUUCUCCCCUCCCACCUUUCCCUGGCUUUUUGCCUCCAUUCCAUGAGGCAUACAGUAAGGCUGCCUGCUAGUAAGCAGUCACAUAAGUGGGUAUCUAUCCAGCCAUUCUCUUUUCAGAGCAUAUAAUACUAUCUUAGCCAAACUUGCCUUUGCUUCACUUAUCAUGCAGCCUUCUGGGUUGGUUGCUAUAUAUAUCUUUUUUCCUUGAUGUCCCAUUCUCUUCCACAGCCCUGAGGUCUUACGAAUUUUUCUACUUUCUUUUCGCUGUUGAUGAAUUGUUUCAUUAUUAAAUAUAUGCAUGUAUCAAAGCUA
Molecule: messenger RNA, 2920 nt
Organism: Pan troglodytes (chimpanzee)
Lineage: Eukaryota; Metazoa; Chordata; Mammalia; Primates; Hominidae
Gene: RAB2B
Product: RAB2B, member RAS oncogene family
Exons: 8
Coding region: 91-741 (216 amino acids)
Molecular function (GO): GTPase activity; GTP binding
Source: RefSeq, a predicted model, not a curated record